Messenger RNA from Cuculus canorus (common cuckoo), 1585 nucleotides. RefSeq names its product Rab geranylgeranyltransferase subunit beta (gene RABGGTB). Gene Ontology annotation, biological process: protein geranylgeranylation. Bases 16 to 1158 code for a protein of 380 amino acids. The record is from RefSeq and is a predicted model, not a curated record. The transcript has 9 exons. Lineage: Eukaryota; Metazoa; Chordata; Aves; Cuculiformes; Cuculidae. Gene Ontology annotation, molecular function: Rab geranylgeranyltransferase activity. Gene Ontology annotation, cellular component: Rab-protein geranylgeranyltransferase complex.
GGGAAGGAACGACUGAUGGGACUCCACAGCGCUGGCGGCUGCCCCUCCCCUCUGAGGUUCCACACUCCCGCAGACGCUCCGCCCCCCCCCGCCCUCGGCGCCGCAGCCGCCAUUUCCCGCCCCGCCCCGGGCGUCGCUCUCUUUCCGGCGCGGGCGGACAACAUGGGGACACCACAAAAGGAUGUCAUCAUAAAACCUGAUGCCCCAAGCACGUUACUUUUGGAGAAGCAUGUGGACUAUAUAGCUUCGUAUGGAACAAAGAAAGAUGACUAUGAAUACUGCAUGUCGGAGUAUUUGAGGAUGAGUGGUGUGUACUGGGGGCUGACAGCAAUGGAUCUCAUGGGGCAGCUGCACCGCAUGAACAAAGAAGAGAUCUUGGAAUUCAUCAAAUCCUGUCAACAUGAAUGUGGUGGAAUAAGUGCCAGCAUAGGUCAUGAUCCUCAUCUUCUCUACACUCUCAGUGCUGUCCAGAUUCUUAUCUUAUAUGAUAGUCUACAUGUUGUUGAUGUAAAUAAAAUUGUUGAAUAUAUACAGAACUUGCAAAAAGAAGAUGGAUCAUUUGCUGGAGAUAUAUGGGGUGAAAUAGAUACAAGAUUCUCCUUCUGUGCUGUGGCAACUCUUGCACUUCUGGGAAAGCUGGAUGCUAUCGAUGUGGGGAAAGCAGUAGAAUUCGUUUUGUCCUGUAUGAACUUUGAUGGAGGAUUUGGUUGUAGACCAGGUUCUGAAUCACAUGCGGGACAGAUCUAUUGUUGCACAGGAUUUCUGGCUAUAACAGACCAGUUGCAUCAAAUAAAUGUUGACUUGCUGGGUUGGUGGCUUUGUGAACGCCAGUUACCUUCUGGAGGCCUCAACGGACGACCAGAGAAGUUACCUGAUGUGUGUUAUUCAUGGUGGGUGCUGGCAUCUUUGAAGAUGAUUGGUCGGUUGCACUGGAUUGACGGAGAGAAACUGCGCUGCUUUAUUUUGGCUUGCCAGGAUGAGGAGACUGGAGGAUUUGCUGACAGACCAGGCGAUAUGGUGGAUCCUUUUCACACCUUAUUUGGAAUUGCUGGACUAUCUUUAUUAGGAGACGAACAAGUCAAGGCUGUCAAUCCUGUCUUUUGUAUGCCAGAAGAUGUCCUUCGAAGAGUAAAUGUACAGCCAGAGCUUGUGACCUAAGCCUUGUGGAGACAAAAGGUUGAUAUGCCAGUUGCUUUAGUUUUACUGAUUUAAGUCAUCUCAUCUCUGGAACGGUUAGCAUAUUCUUCUGUCAGAUGUGUUUACAUUAGGAAAGCAAAGCAAUAGCGUUACCGUGGGCUUUGUCACAUUGCAAAUGUAUUGGAACAGGCUGGUUCUAAUAAUCUGUAACAUGUUCUUUGGUUGUAUAUAAGAGAUGUAGAAACAUUUCUAAUCUGUAUCUAAAUAUAUGGGCUUUUGCUUUUUUUUUUUUAAUUUUAAAGUCAAAGCGAUAGUAUGAAUGCUCUGAUUUUUCAUAUUCCUGUGAUAUCAACCAUGCUAGCAUCUGUCUUUACACAAGCAUGUGUUGAUGGUGGAUCACACAAAGCACUUUAAAAGAAUAUGGAAAAAAAGAAUCCAAAUAAACCCC